AGCAGGUGCAGCAGCAGGUGGAUCAGGAGGAACAUGAAGAACAUGGACGUGUCUUCUCUGAGGGAACAGUACAGGAACAGCAGAGACUGUCAGAGGAAACACACUCAGGUGUUGCUCUUCAACACAGUGUCAGAGGAGCUCUCAGACGCUGUCAGUAUCAUCCCUGUCACUCAGGGUUUGACGUCGUCGCCUCCAGAUAUCACCUUCAUCGCUCCUCUUGACCCCACGACCUUUGACCCCUGGCACAUCCACCUGGAUCACCACCGCCGCUCCUGCUCUGGCGUCACCGCACCUUUACCCACGACCUGUUCCCCACACACCAGCGUCAGCUGCUCGUCCAGGCGCUCUUCUUCUUCAUCAUCAUCAUCACCGUCAUCAUCACCGUCAUCAUCAUCUUCUUCCUAUGACUUGUCAGAUUCUCCCUGCAGCACCAGAGAAGAUGAACACAGACCCAGUACAGAGCCAGUCUGUGCUUCUGACGUGGAUCCAGUCUCGGCUUCUCUCGACCCCUGUCAACAGAAUUCAUGUGUCUGGUCCACAGCAGGCCACGCCCCCGACGCUCUGACCUGUGCUGAUGUCACACCUGUAGCCUUUAGCUCCCCCUGCAGUUCCACCUCUGCCCUGCACGCUGACCUGAAGAGCCAGGCCACAGUUUUAAAGACCAGAACCAGAACCAGCAGGAGCUCCAGGCAGAUGAAGAUCAUCAGGCAGCAGAGUGUGGGCACUGAGGGCUCGUCCUCCUGGGUCCACCUGAACCAGAGCAAGAACCAGAGCCAGAACCAGAGCUACUACCCGUUCCCCAGCAGGAAAACACAGAGAAUCUCAGAGACGGCGAGGAAACUGGGCAUGUACUCGUCCUUCUGA
Messenger RNA from Solea solea (common sole), 864 nucleotides. RefSeq lists its product as uncharacterized. The record is from RefSeq and is a predicted model, not a curated record. Bases 34 to 864 code for a protein of 276 amino acids. The transcript has 3 exons. NCBI's taxonomy places the organism in Eukaryota, Metazoa, Chordata, Actinopteri, Pleuronectiformes, Soleidae.